Siniperca chuatsi (mandarin fish) is the source of this 2666-nucleotide messenger RNA. RefSeq names its product acyl-CoA binding domain containing 4 (gene acbd4). The record is from RefSeq and is a predicted model, not a curated record. The transcript is spliced from 12 exons. NCBI's taxonomy places the organism in Eukaryota, Metazoa, Chordata, Actinopteri, Centrarchiformes, Sinipercidae. Bases 240 to 1640 code for a protein of 466 amino acids. Gene Ontology annotation, molecular function: fatty-acyl-CoA binding. Gene Ontology annotation, biological process: autophagy of peroxisome; fatty acid metabolic process.
CCAUGGGCAGUUUCACAAAUAAACUUUACCGUCAAAGUGAACCCAUAAAUAGCCGAAACCACAAUUUCUAGCCGGCUCAGUGAGCAUUUUCGUAUUUGUGUGGUGUCUCUGUUCAAGACCAAACCGUCUGUGUUGGUGAUGGCAAGUGGCAGGACACACAGCCAGUGAGCUGUGUUUGUGUGCUCCCUCAGCUCCAGUUGCACUCGUCCCUCCAGCUAGAUUAAAGGAGUCACAGUGUCAUGCCGGUCCCGGCUAUGGCAGAGCCUGUGGUUGAUCACCAGAAACAGUUUCAGGCUGCUGUGGAUGUCAUCCAUAACCUUCCCAAAAAUGGUUCCUACCGGCCGUCCUAUGAGGUGAUGCUGCGUUUCUACAGUCUUUACAAGCAGGCAGUGUGUGGACCCUGUACAGUGCCUCGACCCGGCUUCUGGGACCCAGUGGGUCGCUACAAAUGGUCUGUGAUGGAUGCCUGGAGCCACCUGGGUGAGAUGAGCAGUGAGCGUGCCAUGGCAGCAUACGUGGACGAGAUGAAGAAAGUAGCACAGGAGGUCAUCGACACCAUGCCCAUGAAUGAGAAGACAGCCUUGCUCUUCCACCACUUCGAGCCUCUCUACCUGGUGAUUGAUGACAUGCCGCGGCCUCCAGAGUCACUGCUCACACUCAGAGAAGGUCUUAAAGGCAGUGAGCAUGCUGACAGACCAGCAGAAAUGAAGGAUGAGGAUAAGGAGCAAGGUGGCCCUAAAGAAUACUCCUCUGGUCCAGAGAGUGCAGAUCCAGAUCAGGACUUCAACUUGUCUGAGGUUUUAGACCUCACUGCUAACACCGUCCCUCACGACUCCGGUGUGUCUGAGUGUUUGGUGUUGACCAGCGACUCAGAGAGCGAGAUUUUCUGUGACUCUGUGGAUUCAGUGGAGCAACUCGGCAACAUCAAGAUUCCAGUCGUCAAGUCCAAUGGUUUUCACAACAGCCACGUGUCCUUGGAGUCCUCUCCGGUUCAGAGCCAUCAGCUGGAAGGAGGCCUGGCGGUCAGACAGGUCGGAGCAGGUCAAGGUGGAGAGGGGGCAGAGGAUGGAAAGGGUCAGGGUCCCAUAAGAAGGAGUCGAGACACUGAGCGGGAAGGGGCCUUCCAAAACUGGAGAGAACGUGGUGUUCCUCAUGGUAGUGCGAGGGGGGGGGCCCCGGCCGGUGGUGGAGGGGCCGGACGAGGAGGAGGGGACGGUUCGGAGGGCGGGGCUGAGAGGCAGCAUGAUGCCCAGCUGCAGCAGCAGAUCAUCCUGGCCCUGCGGAGGCUCAGAGAGGACAUGAGGAGUGUGAUGGACAGGCUGGAGGUGGUGGAGAGGCUCGCUGCCACACAUACGCUGAGUUCAGAGUGGAGACCGUGCCUGCAGUGUGCAGCCGCAGCCUCGCGACAUCAGCACCAAGCAGCAGACAGACCCAGCUGGACUGAGACCAAAACAGCUGAAACGAGUGAAGAUUGGACUGACGUUUGUCAGGUCGCCACAAGCACGACUCCACAUGAGAGGUGGUGGCUGUUUGAUGUGUCAGGUCAGACCGUCCUCCUCUUCCUGUUGUGGCCGUUUGUUGCUCAGGGUGUAGUCUACCUGCUGAGGAAAGCCCAGAGGAGAAGUCGUAUAUCUUCAUGAAGUGAGCUGACGAAGACAUUCAGCCGUUCACCUGCAGUGAUCCAUCGGUGCAAGAAGUUUCAUUUCUACAGCAGAGAGGAUUCAAUCAAAUAUGAAUUCACGGGAAGGCUUCAUCCUCCUUUAGAGUUGUGGACUUGCAGAGAAAUGUGUCUGGCUGUGUUAUACACCUCAGGAUCCAGAAAUCCUCUCACUCACUGCAGCAUAUACAUCUUUAUUUAAAUUAUUCAAGUGGAUUAAUCGGAUGGCUUCUGUUGGCAGCAGGAAGCAGAUACUGAACCAAACCUGGAUAAGUGCUUGUACUGAUCAUGAGAAUCCUGAAUGAAGAAUUGGAUUAUAUUAUUAAAUUAUCCAAGUCAGUGACACAUAAUGUACGUUCACCAUAGUCCAUUUACUUUUGGGUUUUGCUACCAUAUCAAUGUCUUUUGUAAUAUACAGGAUAUUGUCAGAAUACUAACAGUGUCGAAAACAGCACAAUGCAUCCAAAGUAUCUUCUUUCCAGUGAAAGAAGUCCGUCUACGGAUGUCUUGCUAAUAAGUCAUGCAGUUGUAAUAAUGUCACUGUCACUUUGAAAUCCACUAACAAUACUGAAAUGGAGGAUCAGUGCUGUAUUGGCUGAGAUGACUCUGUGGCUACACUUGUCAUUUGAUUGGGAUCUUUCAGAUCUGAUUCUUGACCUCAGAUUGUUUCAGUCUCUUUUGACUUACAGUAUAUUUAAGAAACUCUUUUCAGUGUUCUGGUACUCAAUCUCUUCGACUGCUUGUGUGCUAACUACUUUAAUUACAUCUAGAAUGCAGCUUCUGAUCACAGUGACACCAUGUAUCUAAUUUUGUGGAUCCAAUAUCAAUGUUAACAUAAUCAGAUAGUUUUGUUACAUCUGCAGUCACAGUAAAGCACACCUAAAUGACAAGUGUAACUGAGACUAUUGUCACUUAAUGAUGGAAGAACUGUUUUCAAGACUGCCCUGUAACGAACAGUCAUGUAUAAUACUAAAGCAUGAACACAAAUUAAAAAUCUAUAUUGAUUGGU